This is a messenger RNA of Malus domestica (apple), 1137 nucleotides long. RefSeq names its product mini zinc finger protein 2-like. Gene Ontology annotation, molecular function: transcription cis-regulatory region binding; DNA-binding transcription factor activity. Gene Ontology annotation, biological process: regulation of developmental process; regulation of DNA-templated transcription. Gene Ontology annotation, cellular component: nucleus. NCBI's taxonomy places the organism in Eukaryota, Viridiplantae, Streptophyta, Magnoliopsida, Rosales, Rosaceae. The record is from RefSeq and is a predicted model, not a curated record.
UUACGUGCUAAUAUGCUAUAAACAUAUAUCUAGGGUUAGGGCUUGGUCAUACCACCACAAAACCAUAAGUACUUGUUUCCCCUCUCUUUCCCUCUCUCAAUCACCAACUCACCGCCCCGAACUUCUAAUUUGCCAUCUUUGAUUCUGAGUCAAAAAAUCAGUCAGUAAAUUCAGCAUAGUGUCAAGGGGGUUCGGCGAAAUCAAGAAACGCAAUUAAUAAACAAGAUCUUAAACAGGUGUCUAAUUUAUCAGAAACUUAAAUGAGGAAGCGGCUAGUAGUUUUGAGAAGGACAGAAGAAGCUUCAGCAGCUUCAUCUUUCACCGUCGUGAGAUAUGGAGAGUGCCAGAAGAACCAUGCCGCCGCGGUAGGAGGCUACGCUGUUGACGGGUGCAGAGAGUUCAUGGCAAGUAAUGGGGAGGAGGGAACAACUGCUGCGCUCACCUGUGCCGCCUGUGGCUGCCACAGGAAUUUCCACAGAAGAGAAGUAGAGACCGUCUCCGAGUGCUUUUCGCCUUCUUCAAAUGGUGCUUAAUUAAAAUAAUUAAGCAGCUAUAUAUAAUAAUUAUUAUUAUUAAGUGUGUGGUUUGAGAGAUAUUGUUGUUUUAGUUUUUUCUGGGUUGAGAGAUUACGGAAAUAUAUGCCUAGACAGUCUAUUAUAUAUGUAUGGAUGGAAGGUUAAAAGGUAUUGUAUUUUCCUAGUUGAUUUAAGUGUGUGCAGAUACUCUUCAUUUAGCCGUCCAGAGCAAAAAUUAAAGAAAAAUUCUCCGCCGCAGGCUCCUACUUUGGUUUUGGGGUCGAGGGCUAUCUUCUUCAAAAUCAUUCUUAGCAUUUUUCCUCUCCUUUUCCUUUUAUUUUGUUUGGUGUAGAAUCGAUGUGAAACGCUGCAAUUGCCGUUAUAGUCGUCAUUUGCCCACACAUAGAGUAAACGCAAGGUUUGGAUCCAGUUAUCACCCUUGAUAUAGUGUUGAAGCAGGAAGUCGUGAAAUAUGUCAGUUUAUGUCGGAAGAUGUUAGUUUAGUCAGAUCGACACUAUGAAUUUAGCUGGUGCAGUGAUAUGGCUUUCAGAUGUCCAAAGAAUGUGGAGUGACAACCUGAUUUUAUCUUUUUAUCUGUUUAUGUAUAAUAAUUUCCACGAA